Messenger RNA from Symbiodinium necroappetens, 1400 nucleotides. The record is from the annotation of a GenBank genome assembly. Lineage: Eukaryota; Dinophyceae; Suessiales; Symbiodiniaceae.
AUGGCUGCAGCCUGCUUCAGCUGCGGUAGCAAGACGAAGGCAUCGCUGUUUUUAUUGAUCAUCAUCCUUCCGGAUUUGUCGUGCUGUGCGGCAAACGAUGACAGCUUGGCUGAGAGCUAUGACGGCUAUCACAAGUGUGCAGAUACUCGGACAGGGUCGUCUUGCCGAGAAACUCGCAGCCGGAGGCACUGGCCUCACGCUCAGCCCCUAAAGGACGCUCAUUUGCAUGAAGCCGUGGAGCCUGUUCCCAAAGGAUGGAGCAAGGCAAAAGCGUCAAUCCUUCAGCAGGAAAUGCUGGAGUUAGAGCUCUUGUCCGAGUUGUAUCAGCAACGCCUGAGCAUUCUGGAGGACCUCCAGAAGGGUCUGCAAAUGGGGCUGGGAAGACACCUGCCUUCAAUGCACGACCUGUCGCAUCUCAGCGGCGAGACUUCCGGCAAGCCUUGUCCCACAGCUCUGCAGCUUCAUCGCCAAGCAUUCCUCCACGAGGAGAACUCGGCAUUGGAGAUCGCUGCCAUUGCUUGCAAAGGAGUUGGUCUGAGGGCCUUGGCACCCAUCGAGAGCGGCUGCUGCCUGCUCGCAGAGUCCCCGGCUGCUUUGUUGCAGCUUCAAAACAGCAAGAUGGAAUUGCUUGCUUGCCAGCAGUGCCUGUGCCCUUUAAGCACCGCAACGAGUGGAAUCGAUUGCCAGUGUGGAGAGCAGUUUUGCAGCAAAGCGUGCUACGAGAUGGCAAAGCAGCAGGGCCAUGACAGACUGUGCCCGGCACUGCUGGGAUCACAAGGAGCAUCGGCAAUGGAGUCUUUGGUUCACUUGCUCGGAGAUUUACCCAAUGUCGGGGAGGCUUUUCGCCUUGCGGUGAAAUUGCUCGCCAGAGGAAUCACAGAUCUACAGCUAUUGGACCUAUCUGCCGGUUUGGCUGGAGCACCAUGGUGGGAGACUGCAGGCAUAAGCGGCCAUUUUAUUCAAGAAGCUCGGGAUGUCACCCAAGUUGCUUUUGCAUUGCUCCAAACGGUCCUGACUGACUUGCCCACUGAAUUCACAGCAGACGAUUUGGGUGUCCUUGUUGGUCAGCUCCGGAUGAAUGCAGUCGAGGUGCUUGUGCCAGUGGAGGAGCCGCUGCUAGCGUCAGACGUAUGUGGAGCAGCUGCGGUGGAGGGGCUGGCCUUGUAUUUCGUGGCUUCUGCCGUGAACCACAGCUGCCAUCCCAAUUGUGCGUUACAGUCAUGCUUUGCAUGCCCUGGUCUGCGGGGUUGGGCGGUCCUGCAAGCUUUGAGACCCAUCGACGAAGGGGAAGAGGUCACAAUUGCCUACUUGGCCGCACUGCUGAAGACGGACCGGAGACAUGUGAGCGCUUGUUCGAACAGUGGCGGUUUCACUGCAGCUGCGAUUACUGCACAUCUCGA